AUGAGCUUUUCUCCGCCCCUGCCCCCACCAGCUCCGAUGUCACACGUCGCACACCAGCAAGAGCUCAUGCGAGUUUACCGAGAAGAGCUGCAACUGCAGCAGCGACUCAAGGAGCAGUGUCGCCUGCUGCAGUGCCUCGCGGAAGCUGCAGUGGGUAUGUUCUCGUGGUGGCGUGAAGGCGCAGCCGCCGCUGCCGCGGCGACAACGGACAGCGCCCUCCCGGUUGCCGGUCGCUCGCCCAUCUCAGAAGCGUCGAUGGGCUCUGAUGCGAACACAGGCGAGUUUACCCUGCCAUCGGCGUCAUCACUCUUGAAGCUGCACUCGGGCAUGGUCUUUUACUCACUGGGGGAGCUGCUGCAGCUGUGGUCAGCCACCACAGCCCCGUCAGACUUUGGCGGCAACAGCGAGAAGGGAACUGAUGAGAACGCCAGUGAAGCCGAGACGAUGAGCCAGGGCGGGCGCGACGCCUCCCGGCGUGAGGUGCGCGCCUCCUCGUACGACCCCCGUAGAGUCAACAAGUCCUCUGAUCAACACCCUCCCCCGUGGUCCUUCCCAACUAGUAUUGCGGUGCCAGUGCCGCAGAUCAUCGGCGGGGCGGGAGACGUUCCGCACACACCUCCACCUCCAUUGCAGCUCCCCACCCCUGCGCAGCUCAUACGGUACCGCGUGCUGGACGCAGCGUGCCCAUUGCCGGUCACCCACCGACUCCUCCUCGGCUCCGUUGACGCGGACAGCUUCAGGCUCCUCCUGCUGUGGCUGAUGAGGCUGACCAAAGAGUGUGCGGAGGCAAUGCUGCUAUGCAGACCCGACAGACACGUGCGCGAAGUGCACAUGCAGUCGGCACGAAUCGAAGGACACCGUUCCAGCAGCGCCAGCGCCGACGACAAUCGACGGCCGCUCAGAGCGGUGCCAACGCCGGCAGUGAUCGAAAAUGAAGCGGCGGAGCCGAUCGGAACGAAGAGGCCGCGGCCGCAGGAUGGGGGCAGUCUACGAUGUAGCGAUGGCAGCGUCGUCAGCGAGUCGUGGAACGUACUCUGCGCCUCUCUAAUACGUGUCCUCUCGUACCUGGUCGCCGCGGCAGCAGAAGCAUCACCGCGGACAGGCUCUGAGCGCCGGCAGUCCACGGAGCCGCUGCUGCCUUCGCUUAUGUCGUGUAUGGCAUCUGCAGCCACGUCAGCCGCCCUGCGUGCCGACCUCCGUCUCUUCCUCGCGGAGGUGGCAGAAGUGCGCGACACUGUUCUCGAAGUUAAGCAGUACUGUUGCGUCGUAGACGCGCAACGCGACGACACGGAGCGCGCCUUGAAGAGGCCUCGUGGUGAGUCUGCUGCAGCAGCGGUACGGCCGCCACCCCCCGCGUCUGUCGCUGGGCAGGGGCAGCCGAUGGCGAUGAGCAACAUGGCGCUACUGGCCCAUCUCGCCGCAAUCGUGGAUAUGCAAGUACGAAAAUAUCUCUGA
Molecule: messenger RNA, 1455 nt
Organism: Leishmania major strain Friedlin
Lineage: Eukaryota; Euglenozoa; Kinetoplastea; Trypanosomatida; Trypanosomatidae
Exons: 1
Coding region: 1-1455 (484 amino acids)
Source: RefSeq, a predicted model, not a curated record